UGCUGGGAAGCGGAGCUGGCUAUGGCCUCGGCUAGCGGCGGCGGUGGCGGCGGCGGCGGCGGAGCAGCCGCUGCGGAGCCCGAGCGCCCCCACCAGCGGCCCUUCCUGAUCGGGGUGAGCGGCGGCACGGCCAGUGGAAAGUCCACAGUGUGUGAGAAGAUCAUGGAACUGCUGGGCCAGCAUGAAGUGGAUCACCGCCAGCGCAAGCUGGUCAUCCUGAGCCAGGACCGCUUCUAUAAGGUGCUGACCGCGGAGCAGAAGGCCAAAGCGCUGAAGGGGCAGUACAACUUUGACCACCCAGAUGCUUUUGAUAAUGACUUGAUGCACAUGACCCUGAAACACAUCGUAGAGGGCAAAACCGUUGAGGUCCCGACUUAUGAUUUUGUGACCCAUUCCAGGUUACUGGAGACAACUGUGGUUUACCCUGCGGAUGUGGUUCUGUUUGAGGGCAUUUUGGUAUUCUAUAGUCAAGAGAUCCGAGACAUGUUUCAUCUUCGACUCUUUGUUGACACCGACUCAGAUGUGAGACUCUCUCGUAGAGUUCUCCGAGAUAUGAAUCGUGGGAGAGACUUGGAGCAGAUCCUAACACAGUACACCACCUUUGUCAAACCUGCCUUUGAGGAAUUCUGCCUGCCGACUAAGAAGUAUGCUGAUGUGAUCAUCCCUCGAGGGGUUGACAACAUGGGACAUCCUUCUCUCUCCUGGUCUUCCCUACAUGAUUACCUGCUGGUGGGUCUACCUGCAUCAUCAUUACUCCAAUCCAUCCUCCAUUCAGCCAAAGUUAUUUUCCUAAAAUGCAGUUGCCAUCAACCUGAUUGUACAGCAUAUUCAGGACAUUUUGAAUGGGGACAUCUGCAAAUGGCAGCGGGGAGUUCCAAAUGGGCGGAGCUACAAGAGGACAUUUCCUGAGCCUGGAGAUCCUGCUGUUGUUCUAACUUCUGGUAAACGAUCCCACCUGGAGUCUAGCAGCAGACCCCACUGAGGAGCUAGAGGCUGUUAGCCUAUAGGGCCGAUCUUCCUUGAUGACAUCUGUAUAAUGACUGGGUCUAGUUACUUUUUUUUUUUUUUAAACAAAACCCUCAGUAUUUAGAAUUACUCUUUUAGUACCUGUUACAAAAUGAUUAUAAGAUGAAAUUAUUUAACCAUUUAGGAUAGAAAAGUUAAUUUUAUUCAAUCUUAAAUGUGAGAAAUACUAAAAGGACCUUCUUGAUAUUUUUAUUUUCCAUGUAUUCAGAAGGCUACUAAAAUCACUUUGGGCCACCUAAAAAAUGCCCUUCACCUGCAUGAGUGAACCUAUUAUGCUUGCUCCCAGAAGUAAUGCUAGUAAUACAUUUAAGAAAUAGACUGGAGGUCUGGGUCUUGGCUCUGGCUGGUAUGACCUGAACACGAACCACAUAGAAACGUCAUCUUUUUUCCUCCUAAGUUAAUAAGCAGAGGUGGGGAAUGUUGAUAAGCACUUAAAAAAAAGAAAGACACAAAAAAACUUCUAUUAAGUAUAAAGGAGAGCAUCUCCUAUUUUGAAUGUGUUUACAGGGGACCUAAAAGGCUUAUAAAUAUGCUUGACAGGUCACUGCAGAGUCAAGAUUUGCCACUAUAGAAGUCAAUCAGAUAAUUCUAGAGUCUGUGUGGUUUUCACUUGAAUGUAGACAACACCCAAGCAAAUAGCUCCACUCAAGGCUGUUGAUUCUUUCCGUCUAUAUCCGGAAAUUGCCAAGUCAAAAGCUUACCUGUCCUGGGACACAUGCUACCUACCGCCAAACAAUUUGCUAUAUUAUUCAUCACCUUGUCAGGUGCAUGCUUUCCUUAGAGCUAAGUUGCCCAGUGGAAUUUAGAAGUUCAAAAAGAAUGUUGUUGCACAAAUCAGCCCUCUAGUUUCUAUACCACUUAUCCUAUAUGACCUAGCACUGAAUUGCAUAUAUGAGAAUGUUUUGGUCUAUAUGGUUCUCUUUAAACUUCCCUCCUAACUAGUGUUCAAUUCCCUUUAUAUAAUACAUAUAUACAUAUGUGUGUACAUUAUAUAGAAUGUAUAUGUAUAUAUAUGUAUGCACAUAUAAAUAAAUAAAAUCUGUUUUAUAUUCAAUCUCCUCAUGUAUAGCCACUUGUGGUUUUCUUCUGUUAAGCAUAAAUCAUUAUAGUUAAUAUGAGAUACAUAAGGCAGGGAAACUGUGUUUCAGUUCUUUUGGUUUUCCAAAUUGUAAUUACUUAAAAUCUUUGUCUUGCUUAAUGUACCAUUUUGGGACUAAUAAACAAAUACCAAAUAGUG
Messenger RNA from Antechinus flavipes (yellow-footed antechinus), 2263 nucleotides. It is a transcript of the gene UCK1, whose product is annotated as uridine-cytidine kinase 1. The coding region runs from base 22 to 909 and encodes 295 amino acids. NCBI's taxonomy places the organism in Eukaryota, Metazoa, Chordata, Mammalia, Dasyuromorphia, Dasyuridae. The transcript has 8 exons. Gene Ontology annotation, cellular component: cytosol; cytoplasm. The record is from RefSeq and is a predicted model, not a curated record. Gene Ontology annotation, molecular function: ATP binding; kinase activity.